Anopheles maculipalpis is the source of this 1504-nucleotide messenger RNA. RefSeq lists its product as uncharacterized. The transcript is spliced from 4 exons. The record is from RefSeq and is a predicted model, not a curated record. Lineage: Eukaryota; Metazoa; Arthropoda; Insecta; Diptera; Culicidae. The coding region runs from base 121 to 1449 and encodes 442 amino acids. Gene Ontology annotation, biological process: apoptotic process; regulation of apoptotic process.
CCCCGGCCAUACUUUCCGGCGCAGGAGCUGACGGAUGUCGUGUGUAACACCAGCAAGUGUCGAUGCAGCGAGGGGGCUCAAAACAGUGCCCCCUAGUUCGUUCUUUUGAGGCAUGUCGUAAUGGCAAGGGAGGAGUCUCGUGGCAAGAGGCCUUUAAAAAUCUGGGACAGUUGGCGCAAUGUCCGUAAAGGUCUCGUAGUCGGUAGCUUCGAGGAGCUAAUAGUUAGAGGAAAAGACAAAUUAGGAGUGCCAGCCUCCGAACCCGUGCGACUGGUGUUGGAAUGCGACGGCACGCAGGUGGAGGAUGGCGAAUACUUCAGGACGUUAGCGAACAAUACGGUACUACUCCUAUUGCGGCAAGGUGAACGCUGGUAUCCUACGGGGGUUGAUGUAAUUAAGGCUGCAAUAUCAGCAAUACCAAAGAUCGUUUGCGAAACAAUACAUGCAUUGGAGCUGCAGGAUGAAACACCCUCCUGGAAGAUUAUGGAUAACAAGGGUCGAGUCACAGUUGUGUUGCAUUGGGAUCAACGGCAAGGCGGUGGUCAAGGUGGCGGUGGCGGCGGCAGCAGCAGUAGCGGCGGUCCAGGGCCUGGCGGGCCCGGUGUCGGUUUAAGCAACGGGCCGACGUCGGACAAAUUUUCCCCCUCGAAGAAAAGCCUCUCCACCCAAAACUCGAUCGACAAAUCGUCCGUGUCCAGCCAGCCGCGCUUCCCCAGCCCCCAGAUUACCGUCAUCAAUCACGAUGAUCCGCAGUCCCAGAUUUACCAUUCGGCACGGCGACUCUCGAAACAGGGCGGCUCGUUCGACAGUGCCGUCGGGGCGGUGCACGUGCACACGCCCGAGUGUGCGCACCAUGCGCAUAUGCCCACGCGUGCCGGCAGCCCCGGUGCGACCGAGUGCGACUUUCACUGUUGCGCACUGCACGAGGAGGGGCGAAAGAUUGCGGUGCACAAGAAUGUGGCCACCUCGCCGAUACAGGACGGGUCCGCGAGUCCGCAGCCGCCACCGAGCAGCAUGUCGGACAGCCGGCGUACGUCCACGACCAAGGGUCACGUGCGGUUCCUGGACAUUGGGCCGGAGCGGGACAGUUCCGAGAGUGAAACGGAGAACACCGUCAUGGAGGACGAAACCGUGACGUCCGAGAAGUUUCUGCUGCUGAUCGACCAGCUGUCCGUCGAUCAGAAGCGCCACCUUAGCAUCAAGGAUAUCGGCAUCAUACUCGAGCGGCUGAGCUCGAAGAUACUGGAUGUCGAGCGGUUGGACCGCGAGAGCGAGUCCGACGAUUGCUACAACUGGACGAUCAAGGCAACGAUACGUGGCGAUGCGCUGCGCGAGCUAGGUGUUAUUUAUAAUGGAAACUAUUACGCAAUAUCAGAGCAUCCUGGCUACAAGGAGGAGAACGAGGAGAAUGGCGAGGAUGCGGAGGAGGAGGACGAGGAUAGAUUAUAAAAUCGGUUGCAUGCUAUGCGAUAAGUUAGACUAAUCUGUAAGCCACCGAACGUUG